ACAUUGAAGAGAAGUUCAAUUUGUUCAUUUUUGUUGCUAAUAUUUAUUUCAAAUUUGUUUGUCGUUUGUGCUUUCCCACUUGUAUGUAUUUUGUCCUCAUUUCCUCAUUGGGGCCACCGUACUCCUCUUUAAUCAUGCAGUAAGUAGAAAUCCCAAAUAAAUGAAUAUUUUUAGGAUUUGAGGGCGCUGUAACAAAAUUAGAAAAUGUAUCUGAAGGUCAUAAAAUCUUUUUUCUUAUUAUUAUAUAUUCAAAUUUAAGGUUAAAGUAAAUCUCCUAACAGGUUAAUUUCACGCACAUUAACUGGUGGUAUUAAAUAUUUAUUUGUUUGUUUGUGUGUUUAUCCCCACCAGCUCCGCUGACAGCUGAGAAAACCACGGGCUGGUUUUGCGCAUGGUCAGUUUCACCCUCUCUCUCUCUCUCUCCUCUCUCUCUCUCUCACCCUCUCUCUCUGCCUCCUCCUCUCACAUCCUCCAGCAGCUCCCAUCUCUCCGGAUGCGAUCUCCACAGCCGCCUGAUUCCCGGCCGGUCGCGCGGCAUCAUCACCAGAAAGAAGUGGCAGCGAUAAUGGUGAUGAGAGGAGAAAACAAUGGAAAUAAAUAACGACCAAGUGAGGAUAAUGCAGAGCAGGAGGAUGGUGAAGACAUGAGCACAUCCAACAGAUUUCGAUGGAGUCCUCUUUCAACGCCGUAGAGCUCCGGGAGCUGCGGGGCGGAGGAGGCCGGCGGAGUGUGUCUCCGACGCCGGUCUCAGCGCCCUGGACGUCGGCUACCGUGGGAAGCGUCGCCCGGGGCUUCGAGAACGCCUCCUACCAGCAGGACGAGGAGCCGAACCACCAGCAGCAGGGGGCGGCUGUGUCAGCGAGCUGUCCGCCCUCAACUUCAGGCAACGGCAAGGGGGAGCAGCAGCAGCAGGAGCUCUCCCCACGGUCGUAUGAUGAGGAGGAAGGAGGUGGAGGUCAGGAGGACGGGCAGGACUUCACCGAGCUGAACCCGGCGGACGACCACUCUGCGGACUAUGGCUUCAUCUUCGCCCUGGUGUUCCUGGUGAGCGGGAUCGUCCUGGUGGUCAUUGCCUACACCAUCCCCCGGGAGGCCAAAGUCAACCCAGACUCUGUGUCGGCCCGGCAGAUGGAGAAGCUGGAGAUGUACUACGCCCAGCUGGGCUCCCACCUGGACAAGUGCAUCAUCGCGGGCCUGGGUCUGCUGACUCUGGGGGGGAUGUUCCUGUCUGUGCUGCUCAUGGUGUCCAUCUGCCGGGGCGAGAUGUACCGACGCAGGGCGGCGUUUCGUCGACCCAAGAGGACUUACGGCUCCAUCAACCUGAGGAUGAAGCAGCUGGCAACCGGAGAGGCAGGAGGAGGUGAGGGCGGGGAGGACGGAGGUGAGGAGUUUUUGGUGGAACGUGCAGAGACGCGGAAUAACGUGCAACCAGGGUUGGGCCGGGACUCCAAAUCAGAACCAGGACCAAGCAGGCAUCCUCCGAGCACUGCUGCUGCUUCUUCCUCUUCUUCUUCAGCUGCUGCACAUGGAGUCAACUAGCUGUGCUUCACGGUUUUGCCUUCCUCUGAGUGAGUGUUCAGCUGCAAAAUGGAGACGCAGAUAUGAUGCAGGUCCUCCUGAUUUGUGCCGACGGGAGAAGCACAUGUUGAGCACAAGGCUUUUGGCUAACCCAGCAUUUUGGGAUGAACAUAAAUGGGAUAUUUAUUCUAACCAAUCAUAAGAGAUGUAUGACUUAAAGAAAGAGGGCUUGAAGAUGAGAAGAUGAGAGGUAAGCCUGUGGCAGAGAGGGUAAGAGCUCUAAAACAAAUGUGUUAAUCAGAGACUGAGUUUUACAGUAAAAAAAAAAGCACAUUGUGUGGAGGUUGGUCGCCACCUCAGAAAGCCAGAUUAAUACUCAAUUAUCACAUGAACAACAUUUAAAUCUAGAUUCAGACUUGGGGUUUCACUUCUGGACUGUACAAAUAAAGUGUGAUGCUAGCUCUCGCACAAAUAAAACUGAGGCAACAUUUUUGUAAGUAAUAUCUCACCCUGGUAUGAUGUUUACACAUUUAAUGGAAAUAACUGUAGAAGAUGAAACUUAAAAUAAUCUUAAAGUGAACCCAAAAGACUCACCACACACCAGCCACCAUCAGAAACCUGCAGAAAACUAAAUAAAAUGCCAGAAAAUUUCAGUUUAAAGUGGCAUUAAGCAACGGUUUCGACUCAUUGAAAUGUAAAAUAACAUUAGUUUGGUCUCACAGCUGCGAUCAACCAUAUGGUUUCACACACAGAGAGAACGAGUCGAGCUGGAGAAGUUCUCGUUUGGUGCUUGAUUUUGAUUUUUUUUCUUCUUUUUUUCCAGUACCAAAAAACAGAUACCUGGAGAUGAAUGAAUGAAUAAAUAAAUGACUGGGGAAUAUUUAGCUACUUAAGGACCCAUAACUAGAUCCAAACUGAAAAAUGAUUAGUCUGUGACCAUAUUUACACAGUACAAAAACAAAGAUAUGUGACACAUGGACAGCUAAUUCACUAUUACUCAAAAAAAUUACUAAAUUCAGCUUUAACAUUUGGCAUUUUAAAGUAUUCUGAUUUUCUUUCUGGAAAAUGAGGAAAUACACUGAGCUUCAGAGACAGGUAGGAGGGAAGGAUGAGCGAGGUGUUAGACUGAGAGGUGCAGAAGUGAAAUGAGUCACUGUGGAGAGGGUGACACAGAUUACCCAGAAACCAUCAGAAACCAUGAUUAUGUUUGUCAGUAAUCAUUCCUGUCCUCUGCUUGAUUUUGUUUUCUGAGCCCUUUGUGUUUUUAUCAAGCUAAAUAAGUGUCUUUUAGUGUGUUUGAAGGUGAUUCUCAGAGAGAGAGAGAGGAGAUUUUAUAAAGUGACAAAACCAGACAAGAAAAUCUGUGAAACGAAGGCGUGAAAGUCAACUCCUCACCAGUCUCUCACUUAUUUAACAUCCUCACUGCUGGUGGCUGAAAAUCAUAAAUGACUAUUUUUAACAUAUUAAAUGUUUCCUUUGAUGAGUCCAACCUCCAAAGUUUCUUGGCACAAAUCAGCCAAAACUGUUGCCUCAUGUUUACUAAUCAAUGUUUUCUGGCUAGCAUCACUUUGCAGAGCAAGUAAAUAUCCACAAACAACAGCAGCUCCUUCUCCCAAACUUGAAAAUUCGUACAAAUGGUCAUAUUUAGCUUACAUUUAAAGGAACGUAAAACUAGCCAAGCUAGUCACUGCUAAAGAAAACUUCACCAUAGAGUGGUGCAGGAAUGAGUCCUAAACCAGGAAGGAAGUUAGCAUGUUAGCACUUCCUGUUCCCUCAUCCCAAAGUCAAUUGGUUUUUGGUUAAAUGUCUGAAAUAAGGUCUGUGGUUUUAACACAAGCUCAAGACAUUUUCAUGUUUUAUUCUCAGACGUAAAAUCCAUCACUCCUGAAAAGCGGUUGCUAACGAGUGUCUUUGUGGAAGAGUCAGGUUGGUUAGUUAGUCGGUCAGUAAUCCAAAAACCAAUGAAAAAAAUCCCAUUAGCCUUUUAUCGAGGGAACCAGGGUUGCUAAUGUCAAAAACACAUACAAAAUGACGUACAAAUUACUUCAACCCUGCUCCGCUCUGUUCCAGCUACAGCGAUUUUCUGGUCCCAGUUAAAUGAAAGUUGAAUGAAUCUGAAACUGGAAAGUCCAUAAAAUCCACAAAACUAAUUAAGAACUGAACUAUAGAUUCAUUUCAUUUAAAAAAAGACAAACAUCAAGGUGUCUUCUGGGUGUUUUUUCUAUCUGACUGCAGCUCUUAACCUGGAGAAGAAGCUGGUUUUUGACUGGAAUGAACCUUAAAUGACACAGCGCCUACUCGUUUGUAUUAUAUGUAAACAGAUUAUUAUUUAUGUCAUGUAAGGAUACAAUAUGCCUUAACGAGUAAACACAGACACUGUAAAUUGUGUAUACGCAAAUAUUAUUAUGCUAAUGUAUUAAGGUCUGUAUAGUGAGCCAAUUAGCCAAGGGUAAUGUAGCUACACACACACACACACACAUUAAUGUCCUCAUAAGUCAGUCUGUGGUUCAGUACUUAUGAGGACGUCUGACACACGCUGACAUGCUAAUCCCAAGCUGUUUAUUCAAAAUACGUACCACGUUUUUACUUCACAGUACAAAUAUACUGUAAAUACUACAUGUAGACGUGAUCGGAUGUAGAGGACCAGCAAAAGCUAAACUCUCAGAAACCAAAUACGCAACGCAGGUAUGCAAAAUUGGAAGAAAAAAAAACAACAACAAAACCAUCGUGACAGCUGGACCAGUUUCUUUCUGUCAGCAGCUUAUUAACCUCAGCAGCAACUUAACAACAGAUCAAUGAAAACAAACUAAACACAGCUCUAUCUAACACUCAGAUUAAUAACAAACAACUCAUAGUGGAUAGUAGAUAUUAGAGCUUAAACUAACAAUUAUUUUAACGUAAUUAAUAAAUCCAGGGCUGCAACUGAUGACUCCAUCUCAUUGUAAACGUUUUGGUUAGGUUAAAUUGCUUGUUUUAUUCAACCAAUAGUCUAAAAAGACAUUUAGUUUAAUAAUAUGUCAAAAAAACAGUCCCAUUUUAACAACGGGAGUCAGUGAAUUUUCCAGAUUUGUUUUUGCUUCAAAAUGAUAAUAAUUAUGAAAGAUCUUCUGUAAAUCUACAGAUUUUUAUUAUUCUAUCACUUAAUUGAUUACUGUCAGAGUGAAAAAUACCUGAUGUAAUGUUUUCAAAUUGCUUGUUUUAUUUGAUUUAACAAACCAAAACCACAAAAAUAUUCUGUCUACUAUUUUGCAUGUUUGUUUUACUUAAAAAAAACAAACAACUAAAAUGAAUCAAAAUUAGUUCCCAAAUCAAUUUUUUGGCAAUCGUUUAAUUCAUUGCAGCUCUAGUAGAUAUACAAUAAAUAAAAUGCUACGUGAAAAAUAUCCAGUAAUUAAUUAUUAAAAAAGAAAAUUAGCGCAACAAGCUUUACCAAAAUAUUCUGCAGGAAAUUACAAAACACUUAACUUGUUUUUAAUGUAUAAAAACAACUGACAACAGUAUUGUUUGUUGAAGAUAUAAAUAUAUAUAAUCAGGAAUAGAAAUGUUUUUACUGGUCAACACUGUUCUUUAACCUCUGGUUAUUAACCUUGUGAUGUUACAGGACAGUCACAGGUUCAAUCCCUGACACAGUCCGUCUCUGCUGAUGUGUCCUUGGGUUAGAAUCUCUAUUUUUUUCUAGAGGAACAUUUACAGUAUGAGGGGGAGCUAAUGUUUGACGUUAGCAUUAGCAGCUGUAUACGUCACAGGUUCAGAACCAAACCGUCCCUUUAAGAACCUGCAAACGCUACAGCCGAGAUUUUCUUUGGUGGAAGGUUUGAGCACAAAGAUCAUACAAACACAUUCAGCAGUGAUAUACAACGAUGCUAGGGCUGGCUGAUAAAGCGAAAACGAUAAUUAUCACAUAGUAACUUUUUAAAAUAGAAAUAUAAGACAAGGUCAAUACAGCGUCGAUAGAACUCGUUCCAUCAGCACGAAAAGCCAGUGAUGGUGAGAAUAGCAUCACGCUGAACCAAUCAUGUGGCUGGAACAGAGUUACAGCCACGUCAGCACAGAGUGAAGGAGUGGCAGCUGGCAGCAGCACACGUGCUAAUGUUUAGUCUACUGCAACCAUGCAUGGCAGUGUAUUAGGAGUUUGGAGUGAGAUAAGAGAAAAUUAUGACAGAAUUCACGCAAGAGCAAAA
Molecule: messenger RNA, 5699 nt
Organism: Lates calcarifer (barramundi perch)
Lineage: Eukaryota; Metazoa; Chordata; Actinopteri; Centropomidae
Gene: tmem74b
Product: transmembrane protein 74B
Source: RefSeq, a predicted model, not a curated record